UCCUAUAACUUGAUUUUAUCUCCAAUUUCUCGCGCCUCGUUCAUCCUCUCCCUUCCAAAGAAAAAGAACAUUGGCUAAUCCAUGCUGCCUUUGUCAACUUUGAUUGUUCCCAAAAGAAAAAAUUAAUAUAUAAUAUAUAUAUAUAUAUAUAAACAACCAAGUUUAUAUUAUUUUUGUGUUAAUUUUUUUCUUGCAAAUACCCAAUAAUUUGUUCUGGAUUCACUGUUAUCAUGUUCAAUUCGGAUUGAUCUUGUUGAUGGUUAAAAGAUUUUUGGUCGCUACUUCUACAGCAGUGUGGUUUAUGAUUUUGGUCUUGAUGAAGUAAAAUCAGUGAAUCCUGGAUCAAGUACAUAGGAAGUGUGCUAUUUUCUGCCAGCAAGUCUUAAGUGACGAUGGGUACUGAACUUAUGAGAGUUUGUGUUAAAGGAGAGAAAGAUGACUUUCCACCUGUUCCCCCGGGGUUUGAGUCAGUUGGGUCUUUCACUUUAAAAAGGGUGCAGGAGAGUGGAAAACAGAUUAGUGAAGAUGUAGUUCAUUGCUCAGAGUCUUUGAGUGCUUGUGAAUCACAAUCAAGUUCAGGUCAGAUGGAUGCUGAGUUUAACAUUUCCGAUGGGGGAAAUACUACAAGGUCUCUUCGACAUAAACCUUGGAUAAACUAUGCAAGAUUUCAUAACAGUUCGGAGGAUGAGUCUGAUUCUGGGAAGCUAAAUAAAAACUUCACUUUAAGGUCACGCUUGCCUAAGGGUGUUAUUCGUGGAUGUCCAGAAUGUAGCAAUUGCCAGAAGGUCACUGCGAGAUGGCGGCCCGAAGACGCUUGCAUGCCUGAGCUUGAGGAUGCUCCAGUAUUUACUCCAAGUGAAGAGGAGUUUGAAGAUACUUUGAAAUAUAUAGCAAGCAUACGUCCAAAAGCUGAACCAUAUGGUAUAUGUCGCAUUGUUCCUCCCCCUUCUUGGAAACCUCCUUGUGCACUUAGGGAAAAACGUAUAUGGGAGGCUUCUACAUUUUUCACUCGUGUUCAGAGGGUUGAUAAACUACAGAAUCGAGAUUCAAUGAGAAAGAGGUCAAGGGAACACACCCAAAUGAAGAGGAAAAGGAGAAGGUGUCUGAGAGUGGCAGUAGAUUGCAGGACAGAUGCUGGAAGUAUUUCAGGGUUUACUGAUGAUCGACCUUGUGAGGACGAGAGGUUUGGGUUUGAACCUGGUCCAGAGUUCACUCUUGAAACAUUUCAGAAAUAUGCAGAUGAUUUCAAGGCCCGGUACUUUAGCAAUGAUGCAAAUGCUACAAAUGCAAGAGGUAACAUGAACACGUCUCCAGAGAGUUGGGAGCCAUCAGUGGAGACUAUUGAGGGUGAAUAUUGGCGGAUUGUAGAGAAAGCGACUGAGGAAAUAGAGGUACUCUAUGGUGCAGACCUAGAAACUGGGGUUUUUGGCAGUGGUUUUCCCAAAAGGGGUAGUCAAGUUGUUUCUGCUUCAGAUGAACGAUAUAUACGAUCAGGCUGGAACUUGAACAAGUUUCCUAGGCUUCCUGGAUCUGUUCUAUCCUAUGAAGCCAGUGAUAUAUCAGGUGUUUUGGUUCCAUGGUUGUAUAUAGGGAUGUGCCUUUCCUCCUUCUGUUGGCAUGUUGAAGAUCACCACCUGUAUUCACUGAACUACCUGCAUUGGGGUGCUCCGAAAAUUUGGUAUGGUGUCCCAGGUAGUGAUGCUCUAAAGUUGGAGGAGGCUAUGAGAAGGCACUUGCCUGACCUUUUCGAGGAACAACCUGACUUGCUCCAUAAGCUAGUGACACAGCUCUCUCCCUCUAUUCUGAAAUCUGAAAGUGUACCUGUCUAUCGUUGUAUUCAGAAUUCUGGAGAGUUUGUUCUGACAUUUCCUAGAGCGUAUCAUUCAGGGUUCAAUUGUGGCUUCAAUUGUGCAGAGGCAGUUAAUGUUGCUCCUGUUGACUGGUUGCCACAUGGACAGAUUGCUAUAGAGCUAUACCGUGAGCAGGGGCGAAGGACUUCCAUCUCCCAUGAUAAACUGUUGCUUGGGGCCGCAAGGGAUGCUGUUAGAGCUCUAUGGGAGCUUAAUUUACUGAAGAAUAAUACCCUUGAUAACUUAAGGUGGAAAGAUGUUUGUGGGAAGGAUGGGAUCUUAGCUAAAGUGCUCAAGUCACGUGUUGGAUUGGAGCAUACACGGAGGGGAUUUCUUUGCAAUUCUAUGAAGGCAGUGAAGAUGGAGAGUGACUUUGAUGCUACUAGUGAGAGAGAGUGUAGUGUGUGUCAAUUUGAUUUGCACCUUUCUGCAGUGGGUUGUCAUUGUUCUCCAGAUAGAUACGUAUGCCUCAAUCAUGCAAACCAAUUCUGUUCAUGUGCUUCGGGCACUAAAAUGUUCCUCUUUCGCUAUGACAUCUGUGAAUUGAAUAUUCUUGUUGAGGCAUUGGAAGGAAAAUUAAGUGCUGUGUACCGGUGGGCUAGACUAGAUCUUGGACUAGCCCUUAGUUCUUAUAUCUCGAAUGACACUGCACAAGUUGGUAAUAUAUCCCAUCCUGCAGAGGUAGCAAUGUUGGAAGAUGUGAGAUCUAAGGAAACAAUCAAUGGUUUUAAAAAUUUUCAAGCAGGUGAAAUCUCCAGAGAUAUUUUACGAAAUUUUUCAACGGUGUCUGGUAAGAGCAUUUUGCAGCACAAAAUGGAACUUCCUGAAGCUGCAUCGCCCUCAGAGGCACUGUCAACAUUGUAUGGUUCUUUCCUUGAAAAUCAGUUGGCAAAUCUUCAUUCAAAGGUCAAGGAAGAAGGUUCUGCUCUUAUGGAUUCAAAUUUAGAAUCCUCAAUUCGCCAAUUCUCUCGAGAUGUGUUAUCAUCUGUUGCUCCUGUUCCAGAAGAAUGUAGAGAGAAGCCUUUAGCUUUUGGGCAUAAUAAUAUUAUUCUUCUUAGUGACGAUGAAGGAGAUGAAAUAAUGAAGCCAGUUUCAGAAAAUUCGAAGGUUAAUUCUUUGGCUUGCCAUUCAGAAUCUUUGGAGAGAGUUGAAACUUCUGAUGGGAAAUUGAGCCUUUGUAACUAUGAUAAAGAUCCUGUUAUAACUAGCCCCAUCUCUGAUGCAGUGGAAAUGAGUCAAAGGGACGCCAGUUCGUUAUCCGAGGCACAAAGGAAUAUUUGUUUAUCUGGUUCUGCACUAGUGGAGGAUAGAACAAUUUCGGAAUCUAGUCCACCAAAUAAUUCUUGUCAUGCGGAUUCAACAAGUGCAGAAUUUCCAAGAAAUUUUCAGGAUCGUAGUAUUGCAAAUGCUGAGAGUAAACUAAAGAAUGUGUUGCCAUGUGAUGAGGGGAAAUCUAGCAAUGAGGAUAAGCAUGAAAAGAUGGGGCCAAAUACUUGCUCAAAUUUGGUGGAGAAUACAAGGGCCAUUACAGGAAUCCCAAGUUGCUCACAAAAUCAUUUUGACAGGUAUUUCCGGCAGAAAGGUCCUCGCAUUGCCAAGGUUGUGCGAAGGAUUAACUGCAAUGUUGAGCCUCUGGAAUUCGGAGUUGUGCUUUCUGGAAAGCUAUGGUGUAAUAGCCAGGCCAUAUUCCCAAAGGGAUUUAGAAGCAGGGUUAAGUACAUGAGUGUCUUGGAUCCAGCAAAUAUGUCUUACUAUGUCUCAGAAAUUCUGGAUGCUGCAAGGGAUAGACCUCUGUUUAUGGUCUACUUAGAAGACUGUCCCAGCGAGGUAUUCAUUCAUGUUUCAGCUGGCAGAUGCUGGGAAAUGGUGAGAGAGAGAGUGAAUCAAGAGAUCACAAAGAAACAUAAAUUGGGAAGAAUGGAACUUCCUCCUUUGCAGCCUCCAGGAAGUCUUGAUGGCUUUGAGAUGUUUGGGUUUUCAUCACCUGCAAUUGUGCAGGGCAUAGAGGCACUUGAUCGACAUCGAAUUUGUAUGGAGUAUUGGGACUCAAGGCCCUAUUCUCGUCCUCCGAUGCAGAUUCCACAGAAUUCUCAGUCCAUGGACAAUGGAGGAAAUUUACAUAGGAAAUGUGCAGAAAAGAACGAUGAUCAUCGAGAGGGUUCUUGGAGACAUAUGUUGCCAGAUGGAGUUGAUACAGUUCUCAAAGGCCUAUUCAAGAAGGCAAACCCAGAAGAACUAUACUCGCUUAGUCGUGUUUUAGUUGACAGUCGGACAUCAUCUGAUCAAGACAGGGUAGCUCAACUUCUAAAUGAAGAAAUUCAUAGCCGUCAUAGAUGAUUCAUCGUCUGGUCGCAUGAGAAUCUACACGGAAUUUGCUAUUUACAGUUUUCCGACUGUAAAUUUUCGAGGGCCUGUUAUCACACUGCACAUACAACUUACAUUCAAUCAAAGCCAUUUUUUUACCUAUAGAAGGGAGGAAAGGAGAGGUAAGACUGUUUUCCCCAUAGAAUAUUUUGGUGGCAAUUUGGUGUAUUGAAGCUGAAAUAUUCAUUGGGAGGAUGCUUUCGAUUUUUGAGAUUAUGGCAACCAUGUUUCUUUUAGGUGGUGGUAAUGAUGCCAUCAUUAUCAUUAUCAUUUGUUUUUUUUGGCAUUGUGGCUUCUUUUUAUUGAAAUUCUCUGAGCUUAGAAUUCAAUUAUACAUGCGGUGACAUGAUUUAAUGGAUGUUUGGGAAGCAAUUAUCUUAU
Messenger RNA from Tripterygium wilfordii, 4595 nucleotides. Its product is annotated as putative lysine-specific demethylase JMJ16. The record is from RefSeq and is a predicted model, not a curated record. Lineage: Eukaryota; Viridiplantae; Streptophyta; Magnoliopsida; Celastrales; Celastraceae. Gene Ontology annotation, biological process: chromatin remodeling. The transcript is spliced from 14 exons. Gene Ontology annotation, cellular component: nucleus. Gene Ontology annotation, molecular function: histone H3K4me/H3K4me2/H3K4me3 demethylase activity. Bases 393 to 4187 code for a protein of 1264 amino acids.